GCGUACCAGUCCGGGAUUCUAGAAGCGCAGACGAAACCGUCAAAAGCGCAACAAAAUCGCGCGCAGCCGCAGCAGCACUGGAUCCAUCCGCCUUCCCCGUGGCGACUGGAGUGGAGAGCGCUGCCAUUUUCCUUCCCCUUCCCACGAUCCGGAGGACGGAGUAGCGCCGCGCGCGCACGCACGCACGCGGGAGGCGGAGGGAGAUGGCGGCGGAGGAGGUGUGGGAGGAGGCGGAGGAGGAGGACAGGUGGGGCGGGCUGCUGCCGGAGCUCGUGGCGGAGGUGGUGCGGCGCGUGGAGGCGUCGGGAGGCGAGCGGUGGCCGGCGCGGAAGGACCUGGUGUCGUGCGCGUGCGUCUGCCGCCGGUGGCGCGAGGCCGUGGCGGACGUCGUGCGGCCGCUGCCCGAGUCCGGCCAGAUCACCUUCCCGUCGUCACUGAAGCAGCCAGGCCCUAAGGACUUCCCAAUCCAGUGCGUCAUCGAGCGAAACAAGAAGGAAUCUAUGUUCUAUCUUCACCUAGGCUUGUCGAAUGCUACAAUGGAUAAAGGGAAGUUUCUCGUGGCUGCUAGAAGGUUUAGGAGGGGCCCCCAGCUAGAGUAUAUUAUUUCCCUUGAUGCUGGUGGCCUUUCACAAGGAAACAAUGCAUAUAUGGGGAAACUGAGGUCUGAUUUUUGGGGGGCAAAUUUCAAGAUAUAUGACAGCCAGCCACCGUACGAUGGUGCAAAAGCAUCAAGCACUCGAUCUAGCCAGCGUUUUGAAAGUAGCCAACAUUUUGGAAGUAGGCGGAUCUGCCCCCAAGUAUCGACAGGCAACUUUGAUGUUGGGCAGGUCACAUACAAAUACAACCUACUCAAACCCAGAGGACCUAGGAGAAUGUUUUGCACAAUUGAGUGCCCUUCAACUCAAGAAACCUGGGAGAAUUCCCUCAAGACAAAAUCUUUGAGGCGCACGAGAACCAUUCUACUAAAGAACAAAGCUCCCCAAUGGCAUGAGCACUUGCAGCUCUGGUGCUUGAACUUUCAUGGGCGGGUCACAGUUGCAUCCGUGAAGAAUUUCCAGCUUGUGGCCGCAGCUGACCCCAGUCACCCAGAUAGUGUUGGGGACGAAGAAACAGUUGUCCUGCAGUUUGGGAAGGUUGACAACGAUAUCUUCACUAUGGAUUACCUCCAACCUUUGUCAGCAUUUCAGGCUUUCGCCAUCUGCCUUAGCAGCUUUGGUACUAAACUAGUUUGUGAGUAAACAACAAUCUUGUCACAGCGUAGGCGCAUACUUCAUUGGUAGAUGCUGCUGAAUCUCUUCUACUGGCUGUUACCAUGGCCAUCUUUUAUUUUGGUUUGGAUCAUGGUGGUGUUUCUGUAUGUACCAAGGAACAUACUGUUAAUCAUGUGGGUUUAGCCGAGCCAAAAAAAUCAGGCUAAUGUAGAUAUGCCCUUGCCCAUCUGUUAUUAUUCCGAAAAAUCCGUCAUUUUAAAUUGUUAUAAAUUGAACAAUAAUC
Molecule: messenger RNA, 1494 nt
Organism: Oryza brachyantha (malo sina)
Lineage: Eukaryota; Viridiplantae; Streptophyta; Magnoliopsida; Poales; Poaceae
Product: tubby-like F-box protein 10
Exons: 4
Coding region: 204-1238 (344 amino acids)
Molecular function (GO): protein binding
Source: RefSeq, a predicted model, not a curated record